GGCCAGGUCAAGUCUGGUAAAAUGAUUUGUUUGUCCGGAAUUUACCCUUAUCACCAGAAAGACAGUCCCAGAACGGCUCAUGUACUUCAUGAGCUCACGACAGUCGACUUAUUCCGUUGUGUCACAUCGUGCCUGCCCCAAAAUUUUAAUUUUACUUCCCUUGUUUACCUGUCAACCUCAGUAUGGGUGGAACGUACACGAAAUUGGAUCCAAUGGAGGUGGAAGUGCCAAAAAUUAAUCAACUCUUCUCAUACGAUGGGUAUUUGAAGACUUACGAAAGAGAAAUCCGGCGCAGACAUGCUUGUUUUUUGGAUUAUAUGGAAAUGAUAAACAAAACAGAGGGUGGUGUCGACAAGUUUACCAAAGCCUAUGAGUAUUAUGGAAUCCAUAUUUUAAAUGAUAAUUCAGUUACAUACCGAGAGUGGGCUCCAGGAGCUAAACAAGUUUACCUAACAGGACAGUUCAACAAUUGGGAUAGAAGAAAGCACCCUUUGAAAAAAUUGGAAUUUGGUAAAUGGGAACUUAUUUUACCUCCAAACCCUGAUGGAUCAUCUCAGAUAAAACAUCUGCAAGAAGUAAAAAUUGUGAUUGAAACAGGAAGUGGGGAAUUAGUUGAUCGACUAUCUCCUUGGGCAAAUUAUGUAGUCCAGCCUCCAAAGACCGAGGGAGUAACUUACAGACAGUAUAUUUGGCAGCCUCCAGCCAAUGAGAAAUAUCAAAUGAAGUACAAGCACAUCAAACGGCCAGCCUCCUUACGUAUUUAUGAAAGUCAUGUGGGCAUAGCAACUGCAGAGCCAAAAGUUGGCUCGUAUAAAGAAUUCAUUGAGAAUGUCAUACCUCGCAUAAAGAAACUCGGAUACAAUACCAUUCAGCUAAUGGCAGUCAUGGAACACGCUUACUAUGCCAGUUUUGGUUAUCAAGUUACUAGUUUUUAUGCUGCUUCAAGUCGAUUUGGAACACCAGAUGAAUUGAAAAUGUUGAUUGAUGCUGCCCAUAAAAAUGACCUGUAUGUUCUCCUGGAUGUGGUUCAUUCCCAUGCUUCCAAAAAUGUUCUUGAUGGUUUAAAUCAAUUUGAUGGCACUAACAGCUGCUUCUUCCAUGAUGGUCCAAGAGGUGAACAUCCUUUGUGGGAUAGUCGACUUUUCAACUAUUCUGAGCAUGAAGUUUUGCGAUUCUUACUGUCUAACUUGCGAUGGUACAUGGAAGAGUAUCGUUUUGAUGGAUUCAGGUUUGAUGGUGUAACUUCUAUGAUCUAUCACUCCAGAGGUGUUGGUCAUGGAUUUAGCGGUCACUAUGAUGAGUAUUUUGGUCUGAGUGUUGACACAGAGGCGCUCGUCUAUUUAAAAUUAGCCAAUCACAUAAUACAUGAGUUGUAUCCCAAUGCAACUACAAUUGCUGAGGAUGUAUCUGGUAUGCCAACAUUAUGUCGACCAUCCGAUGAAGGAGGUAUCGGGUUUGAUUUCCGUUUAGGAAUGGCAAUCCCUGAUAAGUGGAUCAAAUUAUUGAAGGAAGUACCAGAUGACUCUUGGGAUAUCGGAAAUAUUGUUCAUACCUUAACCAACAGACGCUGGAUGGAAAACACGGUGGCAUAUGCAGAAUCACAUGACCAAGCUUUAGUAGGUGAUAAAACUAUUGCAUUUUGGUUGAUGGAUAAAGAAAUGUACACUCAUAUGUCAACGAUCUCCGAGCCAUCUUUAAUUAUCGAUCGAGGAAUUGCCUUACAUAAAAUGAUUCGACUGAUUACCCAUGCCCUUGGAGGAGAAGCAUACCUUAACUUCAUAGGUAAUGAGUUUGGACAUCCAGAAUGGCUAGAUUUUCCUCGCAUUGGUAAUGGAGAGUCGUAUCACUAUGCUCGCAGGCAGUGGAAUCUAGUGGAUGAUGAACUACUGAAAUACAAGUACCUCGCCAAUUUUGAUGCAGCCAUGAACCACCUUGAAGAAAAGUAUGGUUGGCUCCAAUCGAAUCCUGCAUAUGUCAGUUGGAAACAUGAAGAUGAUAAAGUAAUCGCCUUUGAAAGAGCCAACUUACUGUUUGCAUUUAAUUUUCAUCCAACUAAGAGUUUUACGGAUUACAAACUCGGUGUUGACCUGGCUGGCGAAUUCAAAGUUGUGUUGAAUUCAGAUGCUCCUGAAUUUGGUGGCCACAAUCGCAUUGACCCUAAUGUCACUCACUUGACUCACCCUGAGCAUUGGGCUCAUCGCCUGAAUUGGCUGCAAGUCUAUUUACCAUCAAGAAGUGUAGUUGUAUACGCCUUGAAAUAGUCAUCCCAAUGAAGUUGAAUUCGUCCUCUCCAGUGUUGCCUGAAAAUAUUUAUUUAUCAAAGUUCAUUCAGACUUUUAUGUUAUAUUUAUUUCGUAGAAAAUUUUUUGUGCGUUUCUAAACUCACCCUUUUUCGUUGAUUUAUUAUUAACAUUACGUUAUUAUGGAAAUAUUUUGUUGAACCACAGGUUUGUCAGAUUUUUGUCAUCUUUGAUCGUACUUACUAACUUCUAAAAAUGCGUGCCAAAGUCUAACUCCAAUGAAAUAAUCGUAUUUUAGUCCAUAUUUUUAUCUAGUUACUCUAAACAGGAAAAAAUCUUAAAAUUACAGUCCAUAGUCCUGUAAAUUUUUUUUUCUCUUUUUGAAUUUAAGUCACAAUUUCAAAGAUCUGUUGCCAAAGUUCAAUUUCUUUAUUAUAUCAUACAUUUUAUGUUGAUUUUAAAGUGAUCUUAAAAUAAGUACACCCAAAACUUUUAUCUAGUCUCUACAAACUGUAUCUACAUCGAGUGUAAUUGCAAAAUGAAUUCAGCUUUAACCUAAUUUCAGGGAAUCUAGUUAUCAUGAUAAUAAUGAGAUUUUCUACAUCUCCUGUAGAAUCUUCAAGCUGCCAAAAUCAAUUAUGUAGUUUUCAUUUUCCAGUGUGCCUAAAUUUACCUAUCGGAAUCAUUUUGGUCUAUGAUGCCCUUUUAAGAAAAUUCAGAGAACAGUGUCAAAUGAGCUCAUCACUAAUCACUGUAUUGGUAGUAAAUGUGUGAUCGACUCUAACGUGGUGAGACAUUGCCCAGUGCACAUUUACCUAAAUGAGGAUGUAAAAAACUUUCUCUAUCAAUAAUACUUUCAUAAUUAUGUCUUCCAGAAGUAGUCAACUUGUGCCUCUUCUUUCUCCCUUUUCAUCACAUAUUUUUCUUUCCUCGUCUUAUUUGAGUUCAGAAAAUCCUCUCAAAUUGAGAUAUUUUGGAAUUCCUCUGUUGGGUUGUCCAUUAUUUUGCCUGUGAUUUUUCUGUGCCUAAUUUUUACAUUAAGACUUCAAUAUCCAAAUACUUAAAUCAAAGACAACAGGAGCAAACAUACGAUGAAGCAAAUGUCUGUACUUACGUACUAUUUUUGAUGUGUUUUCUUUGUAUUCAUUUAUAGUGCCAUUUACACUGUGAUAGAUUCCUUAGUAGUAAUUUAUUUUCACUGAAACUCGUAUCCUAAUUAUCUAUUUAAUAAAUCUUUCUCCUAAGAUUUUCUGAAUUAGAUAUCGCUGCAAAGAGCUCUUUAUUUUUUUAAUUUUUCUGUCAUUCUCAUAUUUUUAGAAAUAUUAAAUUUUUUUUAUGUCUU
This is a messenger RNA of Bemisia tabaci, 3582 nucleotides long. RefSeq names its product 1,4-alpha-glucan-branching enzyme (gene AGBE). The record is from RefSeq and is a predicted model, not a curated record. Gene Ontology annotation, biological process: glycogen biosynthetic process. NCBI's taxonomy places the organism in Eukaryota, Metazoa, Arthropoda, Insecta, Hemiptera, Aleyrodidae. Gene Ontology annotation, molecular function: cation binding; hydrolase activity, hydrolyzing O-glycosyl compounds; 1,4-alpha-glucan branching enzyme activity. Gene Ontology annotation, cellular component: cytoplasm.